AUGAGCACGACGAACGGAGAGGAAUGCAAGCUGAUGCACAGCUCCCCCAACAAAAAGAAGGACCUAAGCAAUGGCACAUGCUCAUCAAAGGAAAAAGAAGCAAGCAAAAGGAAACACUCAUUUAACGACUUCGAACUCGAAAUUGACGAUGACAUUAUUAUCCACUUGUCUUCUCGCAUAUGCAAUAAAAAUGUUACACAUAAAAUACUCAAGAUCAAUAAUUUAAUAGAUGACCAGUUGUAUGAUCACAUCACGAACGGUCAGACGUCCGAGGUAAGCGAAUCUAACGAUGAGAGUGACACCCACGAAGGUAUAGAGAGAACACAAUUAAAUUUACGUAAUGGUUAUGCGGGUUGUCAAAAUGGGGAUGAAUCUUCAAGCAACCCCCUGUCGCACUAUAAUCCGGAAAGAAAGGCCAUAUCAUCUGAACAGCUGCUGCCAACGUAUGAGCUUAACAAAGACGCGCAAGGGAAGAGCAAAGAGAAAGGUAAAAAUAAGGGGAAAGGGGAGCUGCAUUCCGAUGGCCUCACUUUCGCAGAAUGCCUUGCGGAGGGGUGUACUCACUUUGACAAAAUAAAAAUCAUGAAAUUGCUGGGGGAAAAUACAAUUGUGUACAAUACAAGGGAUCAUCAGAACAACGUACUGUUCCUGUGCUACGAUGAAAAAAGCGAACAGUGCGAUGUGUGCGAUAGAUACAGGACAAAUUACAUGUCCAAUAUGCAUGCGUCGAGUUGUGCUCACCUGCCGGGGGGAGACUUGACAAACGCAAAGGCCAUGACAAACGGGAUUGCCACCACCAACGGAACUGCCGCGAUGAACGCACUGAGCGACUACUUCUUCGUGCUGGGGUCGACUUCCAACUCGAGGAAAUACAUACUGAAGCAGAGCAGCCUCGACUUCCUCUCAGUGCGCAUACACAUCAAUGAGAAAAAAAUCGGAUGCAGGAAAAGCCACGAUCCCCUCACCCUAACGUCCAACAUAGCAGUGGGAAAAGGAUUGAAGCUACUAAACAUGAUUAAAAAAGAUAUUACACUACAAAAACAAAUUAAGGAUCUGAGUAAAGGUAAAAAAGUUGUGCUCUUGGUCGGAGAUGAAGUCAUAUACUGCAACAACAAAAUAUAUGAGAAACCAAAAAAUGAAAAGGAAGCUACUAACUUCCUCAAGUCCUACAACAAUAACAAAUGCUAUAGUUAUAGUAGCAUCACCUUAAUCGAAUUAGAAACAGAAAAAAUUAUCACCGGAAUUGAUGAAUCUAUUGUUAAUAUAUAUGACAUGGACGAUUCAGUAGUGAAGAAAAUCCUUCAUGAUUCUUCUAUAUACUUUUGCGCAGGGGCAUUGAAAAUUGAAAAUACUCACAUGCACAAACAUAUAAAAGUUAUCAAAGGAAAUAUUGACAGCAUCUUCGGUUUGUCACUAAAUCUUCUCUUCCACCUCGUGAACUUUCUGUGA
Molecule: messenger RNA, 1449 nt
Organism: Plasmodium fragile
Lineage: Eukaryota; Apicomplexa; Aconoidasida; Haemosporida; Plasmodiidae
Exons: 1
Coding region: 1-1449 (482 amino acids)
Molecular function (GO): nucleoside triphosphate diphosphatase activity
Source: RefSeq, a predicted model, not a curated record